AUGGAUUCCGUUGAAGUAGCUUUGCGGAGCUUUGCAGAAUUUACUGUAGCUCCGCGGAAUGACAAAAUCCUCCAUUCUGGAGCUCACAAAGGCAAAUUGAAAUGGAUAAGAAAUUCAAUGGCUAGGGUUACUACCAGCUCCAUCGCCCCGCCUUUUAAACAGUCAAUUUCUGCGGGUUCUCUGCAGCCAAAAUUCUCUAGUCUCCGGCUGGAAUUCCCUAAUCUAAACGUUGCCUGUGGCGACCGGAAUCACCGGAUCACCUGCCGUUACGGGGGAGGAGCUAAUUCACGUCAGGAAGACUCCAGACGUUCUCCGCGGCUUAAUUCUGAUGAUGAAGCCCUUGAUGUCGCCACUAUCAGGUCAAAUACUGUGAGGCUUAUAGAUGAUCAGCAAAAUAUGGUUGGUAUAGUAUCCAAAACUGCUGCUAUUCAGAUGGCUGAAGAAGCUGCACUUGAUCUUGUUAUAUUGUCUCCAGAUGCAGACCCUCCUGUUGUCAAAUUGAUGGAUUACAACAAAUAUAAAUACGAGCAACAAAAGAAGAAAAGAGAGCAGCAGAAGAAAAAUACUGCACUUCGCAUGGAUCAAAAGGAGCUUAAAAUGGGGUACAACAUCGAUGUGCAUGAUUAUUCUGUACGUUUAAGAGCUGCUCAAAAGUUUCUUAAAGAUGGUGACAAGGUUAAGAUUAUAGUGAACUUAAAGGGACGUGAAAAUGAGUUCAAAAAUAAUGCCAUUGAGCUACUGAAUCGGUUUCGCAAUGACAUUGGGGAGUUAGGGAAUGAGGAAAGCAAAAAUUUGAGAGACAGGAACAUGUUCAUGGUAUUGAUCCCAAAUAAGGUUGUUGUACAAAAAGAAGUACCAAAGAGAAAAGGAAAGUCAACUGGGAAAGAAAUGUCAGCUAGUGUAUGAAAGUAAGGAAAAAGUUAAGUUUGGUGACUAUUUUCUAAUCUUCAAUUUGUUGAUUUGUUCAUAAAUCAACAUGUAUUUUAAAUUUGCAAUCUUGUAUUGUUAUAGAUUCUAUAUCAGUUUGUUUCAUAAAUCAACGUGUAUUUUGUUGGCCAUAAUUAAUGUUGUGUAACUAUUCAUAAUUUGCAUGUUUUGUUUAAAUGAUAGGAUUUGUAUAAAAUCUAAUGAAUUGAACUCUUCACAUUUCUUAACCAAAUAAGAUAAUGAAAUGGAUUUCAAUUCCAAAAGUUGUCCAACUAAUGGUGUAAGAGUUCUAACAAAAAUAGAUGUAAGAGAAAGAAAGAUGUAAAAUGACAUAAAGUAUGAAAG
Lactuca saligna is the source of this 1272-nucleotide messenger RNA. Lineage: Eukaryota; Viridiplantae; Streptophyta; Magnoliopsida; Asterales; Asteraceae. The record is from the annotation of a GenBank genome assembly.